Gambusia affinis (western mosquitofish) is the source of this 5533-nucleotide messenger RNA. Its product is annotated as neuroblast differentiation-associated protein AHNAK. Bases 270 to 5237 code for a protein of 1655 amino acids. Gene Ontology annotation, biological process: regulation of RNA splicing. The transcript is spliced from 7 exons. NCBI's taxonomy places the organism in Eukaryota, Metazoa, Chordata, Actinopteri, Cyprinodontiformes, Poeciliidae. Gene Ontology annotation, cellular component: costamere; nucleus; cytoplasm. The record is from RefSeq and is a predicted model, not a curated record.
CAUCCUCCUGUCUCCCAGGUUUGCACCUUGCUGAGGUCAUCUGCAGGUUUUGCGCGCUUCCUAGCUUAGGUUUCGGCUGCUUAAGAGACCAGCCUAAAAGGUCAUUCCAGGCAUUUAACAGGCCAGUUCCGCUCAUCCCAACAAAGCAGCAGUGAUACCCUGAAGAGUGGACAUCUCUGGCAGCGCGACUAGGGUGAGAUUUCUUUGAUUCUACAUUUUGAUUGACAUUUUGUCAUUCAUUCUGUGACAUGAGGGCAUAAAUAGAAAAAAUGAGCGGGGAAAGCAAGAGUGCAAGUAUUUCAGGAAGCCUGGCUCUGGGUGACUCUGGGGAAGGACUCUCUAUUAAAGGGAAUGCAGAUAACACUAUUGCUGCCAAAAGUGACCUAAAAGCAGAGGAGGAUAUUGUCGGAGCCACAAUAAAUCUAAGCAACCUCAACGAAAGUGAUGUGCGGAACAUCCUGGAGACCCUAAAGCCAUAUGAACACAAUAUGAAGGUUCUGACCAAAAAGGACCUGAGUGCUGGUGUUGGGCUUGACUCGUUUGGACUGGGUCUCAAAAACUCCACAGAGGGGCUAUUAAAGUCAGAUCUUUCACUGGAUUCAUCAGCUGACCUGCCAGCAGUUUCCUUCAAUGGCCUUAGUGGAGGGCUAAAUGCUGAACAUGGAGUGGGUGGUAAAAUAACUGGCCCCACUCUCAACGGAGACCUCCCCAAAGUCAGCCUUAAUAAACCUUCGGCCGAUGCUGGUGCUGCAGUCACAAUGCCGUCUAUAGGACUAACAGGAUCAGAUAUAAAAGCAGAUAUAGACGGCUUGCUUAAAACGCCUGAUGUCAGUGUGUCGGCUCCGCAAGUUAAGAUACCAAAUGCAUCCUUGAAAGUUGAUAAACCAGAUUUGAAAUCAGGUGAAUACCAGUCCCCAAAGUUAACAUUGCCAAACUUCAAACUCCCAAAAAUUGAACCAUCAAAAACAGGAAUGGAUGUUUCUGGUGACUUGGAUCUUCCAUCUGUAAGUGGAAAGGUAGACGCACCAAAUCUCAACUUAUCAACUCCAAAGUCAAGUGUUAGUGGAGGGCUAAAUGCUGAACAUGGAGUUGGUGGUAAAAUAACUGGCCCCACUUUCAAUGGAGACCUCCCCAAAGUCAGCCUUAAUAAACCUUCGGCCGAUGCUGGUGCUGCAGUCACAAUGCCGUCUAUAGGACUAACAGGAUCAGAUAUAAAAGCAGAUAUAGACGGCUUGCUUGAAACGCCUGAUGUUGGUGUGUCUGCUCCAAAAGUCAAGAUACCAAAUGCAUCCUUGAAAGUUGGUAAACCAAAUUUGAAAUCAGGUAAAAACCAGUCCCCAAAGUUCAAAAUGCCAAACUUCCAAUUGCCAAAAAUUGAACCACCAGAAACAGAAAUGGAUGUCUCUGGUGACUUAGAUCUUCCAUCUGUGAGUGGAAAGGUAGACGCACCAAAUCUCAAUUUAUCGACUCCAAAGUCACAUUUUAAUAAGCCAAAUUUGGAAUUCAAUGAGCCAAAUGUAAAUUUGAAUGAGCCUGAUCUAAAAUUUGAAGCCCCCAAUGCUGAUAUUGAGGGACCUUCAGGCAAAAUCAAAUGGCCACAUUUAAAAUGGAAAAGUCCCAAAGUUAGAGGACCAGAUACUGACCUAGAUGCUGAAAUCUCAGUACCUGAUGCCAAUGUGCCCAUGGCAAAAGUUGAUGGGGACUUAGAUGUUGACAUUGACUUUCCCAAAGCACACAUUAAAGGCCCUGAGGUAGAUGUUGAUUCCCCAUCUGGUAAAAUCAACUGGCCCCACCUAAAGUGGAAGAAACCAAGAUUUCAUGGCUCAAAGGAUAGUUUGGAUAUAGAUGCAAGUAUUGAUCCUGCAGAUGCUAACCUUUCUCUUCCAAAGGUGAAGGGGGAGUUUGAUCCCCCAGAUGUUGAUAUAAACCUACCAAAGGCAGAUAUUAAAGGCCCAGACCUUGAUGUGCAAACCCCAGAACUUGACAUAGAAUCUACAGCUGGUAAAAUCAACUGGCCUCAUCAGAAAUGGAAGAAACCAAGAUUUCAUGGCUCAAAGGAUAGUUUGGAUAUAGAUGCAAGUAUUGAUCCUGCAGAUGCUAACCUUUCUCUUCCAAAGGUGAAGGGGGAGUUUGAUCCUCCAGAUGUUGAUAUAAACUUGCCAAAUGCGGAUAUUAAAGGCCCAGACCUUGAUGUAGAAUCUACAGCUGGUAAAAUCAACUGGCCUCAUCAGAAAUGGAAGAAACCAAGAUUUCAUGGCUCAAAGGAUAGUUUGGAUAUAGAUGCAAGUAUUGAUCCUGCAGAUGCUAACCUUUCUCUUCCAAAGGUGAAGGGGGAGUUUGAUCCUCCAGAUGUUGAUAUAAACUUGCCAAAUGCGGAUAUUAAAGGCCCAGACCUUGAUGUAGAAUCUACAGCUGGUAAAAUCAACUGGCCUCAUCAGAAAUGGAAGAAACCUAAAGUUCCAGGCUUGGCAGUAGAUGGAGAUCUAAACACACCAGAUGCAAAUCUUGCAUCUCCAAAAAUUGAGGGUGAUAUUAAUGUUCCCAAAGCUGAACUGAAUCUCCCCAAAGCUGACCUCACAGCUCCAGAUGUUGAUGCUCACUCAGGAAAAAUCAACUGGCCUCAUCUGAAAUGGAAAAAACCUAAAGUUCAUGGCCCAAAAGCCGAAGUGGACGCAGGUUGGAAUACACCAGAUGUUAAUCUGUCAACUCCAAAGAUCGAUGGUAAAAUUAACUCACCAGACGUUGAUCUGAAUUUACCGAAAGCUGAUGUUGACAUUGGGAAACCAGAGAUGGACAUUAAUCCUCCAUCUGGAAAGAUCAAAUUUCCCACCUUUAAGAAGCCAAAGGGGUCACUCUCUCGACCGAAGGUAAACGGUCCUGAUGCUGACUUAGAUGUUGAUCUCUCUAGUCCUGAUUUUGAUCUCUCAGCUCCCAAGAUCGAUGGUAAAAUUAACUCACCAGAUGUUGAUCUGAAUUUACCUAAAGCUGAUGUUGACAUUAAGAAACCAAAGAUGGACAUUAAUCCUCCAUCUGGAAAGAUCAAAUUUCCCACCUUUAAGAAGCCAAAGGGGUCACUCUCUCAACCGAAGGUAAAAGGUCCUGAUGUUGAUUUAGAUGUUGAUCUCUCUAGUCCUGAUUUUGAUCUCUCAGCUCCCAAGAUCGAUGGUAAAAUUAACUCACCAGAUGUCGAUCUGAAUUUACCUAAAGCUGAUGUUGACAUUAAGAAACCAAAAUUGGACAUUAAUCCUCCAUCUGGAAAGAUCAAAUUUCCCACCUUUAAGAAGCCAAAGGGGUCACUCUCUCAACCAAAAGUAAACGGUCCUGAUGUUGAUUUAGAUGUUGAUCUCUCUAGUCCUGAUUUUGAUCUCUCAGCUCCCAAGAUCGAUGGUAAAAUUAACUCACCAGAUGUUGAUCUGAAUUUACCUAAAGCUGAUGUUGACAUUAAGAAACCAAAGAUGGACAUUAAUCCUCCAUCUGGAAAGAUCAAAUUUCCCACCUUUAAGAAGCCAAAGGGGUCACUCUCUCAACCAAAAGUAAACGGUCCUGAUGUUGAUUUAGAUGUUGAUCUCUCUAGUCCUGAUUUUGAUCUCUCAGCUCCCAAGAUCGAUGGUAAAAUUAACUCACCAGAUGUUGAUCUGAAUUUACCUAAAGCUGAUGUUGACAUUAAGAAACCAAAGAUGGACAUUAAUCCUCCAUCUGGAAAGAUCAAAUUUCCCACUUUUAAGAAGCCAAAGGGGUCACUCUCUCAACCGAAGGUAAACGGUCCUGAUGUUGAUUUAGAUGUUGAUCUCUCUAGUCCUGAUUUUGAUCUCUCAGCUCCCAAGAUCGAUGGUAAAAUUAACUCACCAGAUGUUGAUCUGAAUUUACCUAAAGCUGAUGUUGACAUUAAGAAACCAAAGAUGGACAUUAAUCCUCCAUCUGGAAAGAUCAGAUUUCCCACCUUUAAGAAGCCAAAGGGGUCACUCUCUCAACCGAAGGUAAACGGUCCUGAUGUUGAUUUAGAUGUUGAUUUCUCUAGUCCUGAUUUUGAUCUCUCAGCUCCCAAGAUCGAUGGUAAAAUUAACUCACCAGAUGUUGAUCUGAAUUUACCUAAAGCUGAUGUUGACAUUAAGAAACCAAAGAUGGACAUUAAUCCUCCAUCUGGAAAGAUCAAAUUUCCCACCUUUAAAAAGCCAAAGGUAAACGGUCCUGAUCUUGAUCUCUCUGGUCCUGAUCUUGAUCUCUCUGGUCCUGAUCUUGAUCUCUCAGCUCCCAAGAUUGAAGGUGAAAUACACACACCAGACCUGCAUCUAAAGGCACCCAAAACACAACUGCAAAGCCAAAAGUUAGAUCUCAAUGCCAAGUUGCCAAACACUGAACUGGAAGCACCCGAUGUCACAAUAAAAUCUCCAAAUUUGGAUACCAACCAACCAAAAUUAGCCCUUAAAGCACCUGAUGGACAGAUAAAAACACCAGAUCUAGAAUUAGAUCCAGUUCUUGGAGACUUCAAAAUGCCUCAUUUCAAGGUGCCAGCACUUGAUCUUUCAAGUCCAAAUGCAGGAAUUGAGGCACCCAAAGUUAACUUGAACAAUCCUACAGCUGAUGCCAGCAUUUCUGUUCCUGCAGUGGAACUGAAUGGACCAAAGGUGGAAGGACCCAAAGUUGACAUUAACGCUCCAGAUGUAGCUGCCAAUGUUGAGAAGUCCAGAUUCCCACAUUUCAAACUGCCAAAGUUCAGCUUUUUAGGACCUAAGCUGAAAACUGAAGAGGUCAAUGCCAGUGGAAGUGAUGGUGAUGAUAACAAUGAUGAUGAUGAUGCUUCAAAUAUUGAAACUGAUGUUCCUAUCUUUAGAUUACAUUCACUACCCAAAUCAACCUUUGAUGGCUUUGGUGAUGUUUUUAAUGCAUUUGGCUUAUCAAAAUGUGACGAUGAAGAACAGGACUUUGUUGUAAGAAAAGGAAUAAAACUACCAGUAAGUAAUACAGCAACAGCAGCGGGCAAGAUUGAUAUUAUGCAGAUACUGAAGUUGUCAAAGGAAAAACCCUCCAGUGUCUCAGAAAUGGAAGAUGCUAAUCUGAGACUUGCUGCUCCUAGUUUAGAUGUCAGUGCCUCUGCAGAAGCAGAAGAUUCCUCUCUAGGUACUUUAAAAAUAGAAAAGCCUGGGUCUGUAGAGGGUUCAGCAGAUGAAAAUCAGAGACUAUCCCAGGGUCUUGCCAAUAUGCUUUGUCUUGGCUCUGAUGAUCCAGAUACUGUCUGACUCUUAAAAACUAGGACUCAAAGCUGAAGUGCUGUGUGUGUGUAUAUACUUGUACUUAAAUCAAUUCAAAUCUGUUUGUACUACAGUAAUAGAAUCUAGAUUUUGUUUAAUGAGCUAUGUUGAUAUACCUGUUAUUUAUGCAAGCUUUUUUCUAAACUUUUUCGUUUGAAUACAUUUUUCCUAGUAUAGUGCAUGUUAUCAAAGUGCACAACACUUUGAGUACUGCUUUACCAUUUAACAUUUUAAGAUCAAUUUGUGAAUGUAAUUGUUGUUGCUUAAUAAAUCACUGAAACAUC